Molecule: messenger RNA, 4622 nt
Organism: Homarus americanus (American lobster)
Lineage: Eukaryota; Metazoa; Arthropoda; Malacostraca; Decapoda; Nephropidae
Product: carboxypeptidase N subunit 2-like
Exons: 2
Coding region: 290-2239 (649 amino acids)
Molecular function (GO): protein binding
Source: RefSeq, a predicted model, not a curated record
UUGCCCUCACCGUUCGCGUUAGUUUCCCCGCAGCCGUCAGAGAGUGUGGAGGUAUAUGCCACCCGCUCCUUCCCCUCACUGGCCCACAUUACUCAAGCUUCUGUAUCACCCUGGGAGCCUCCUUGGAUAACCUAAGUGUUGUGUACUGUCACCUUAGUCGUCUGGGUUUACGAUGGAUAUGAACUUGAUAACUUUUAGUGGUGUUACUUGACAGUUUUAUAACGCGUCAACGAGAAGCACAAAACUCUGUGAAGCAGCAAGUUGAGAGCUUCACACUCCCCGCAGUGGAAUGAUGAAACACACUAAUAAGAUCGAGUGGAAAAGUUACGUUAUAGAGAUGCUGUUGUUAGCCCUGGUGCUGUGGUCGUGUGUGGGCGCGGCGUGGGCGUGCCCUGAGGUGUGCCGCUGUAGCCUGGACGGGCGGGGGCGACGGUCAGUUCGGUGCGAGGCAGGAGGGCUGACGGACCCCAUCCCCGUGAAGGACAUGGCCGUCGACACGGAGGUUCUCUUCAUCACAGCGCCGCCCAACCACCCCAACACCCUCACCCUCGGUCCAAUCUUCAAAGAACUGCGACGUUUGGAAGAAAUCCACAUCACCUGGGCCAACAUCCCAGCCCUCGGUGCUCACUCCAUCUGGGGAAUGCAGCGGCUUAAAGUUCUGAACCUCACACAUAACCACAUCUCGGCCCUCAUGGACACCAACUUUCGUGGUGCUGACACCCUGCAGCGGCUGGACCUCAGUCACAAUCUUAUCGAGUCGGUGCCAUCCGCUGUGUUUCGUUACGUGAGUCGUCUACAGUCACUGACCUUGUCUCACAACAUGGUGCCAGAACUGGUGCCUAGGAUCUUCUUCGGCCUCACUCGACUAGAGGAACUUGACCUGAGCUAUAAUCCACUGGGUGACCUACAUCCCGAGCAGUUCUCAGACGUUCCUGAGUUGAAACAACUGGUGUGUGCCGGGUGUGGUCUGUCAUCACUCAGCGGCUCCCUCCUUCAGGCCUUACCUAACCUACACACCUUCGACCUGCACAACAACCGCCUCACGCAAGUGCCAUCUGGUGUGGCCACCAUCUACCUACCGAAACUCAUCAAGCUUAACCUGAAUGCUAACCUGAUAUCCUUUGUUGAGCGAGGGGUGAUCGACGGCUCGUCGCUCAGUUAUUUGCAUCUCGCACACAACCAGAUCAACCGUGUAGAGUCUGGAGCCUUUAUUAACAGUUCCCUCGAGUACCUGGACCUGUCAUACAACCGUCUGGUGAACCUCGACAACGACGCCAUCAAGGAAGCUUUGGACGAGUUACACGAACUUGAUCUCUCUGGAAAUUCUUUACAUAUAGAACAGCUCAUGUUUGUUCUCCCAGCAGCUCAGGAGUUACAGCGACUCGGCCUCGGGGACAUGGGUCUCAUGCGUCUGCCACCUGGCCUGCUGCAAAACUUGAGUCAUUUGCACCACCUGAACGUUUCCUCCAACUACCUGUCCGCAUUCCCUACCGAGGCACUGCUGAAUGCUCCACAACUACGUACCCUAGAUCUCUCCCGUAACAGCUUCAGAAAAAUGGACGACAAGAUGGUGUCAGCAAUAAGUGCCUCAAAACAUCUGCGCAAACUUCGACUGGAAGGUAACCCCUGGCAGUGUGACCUGUGCCACGUGGGGCCGCUGCUCCGUUGGCUACAUGACGCCCCCGACCAGGAGUCUGGUUGUGAUGAGCCUCGGGUGUGGACGUGUCUGAGGUGUGUGGGUCCCAUCGGUCUGGAGGGUCUAGAACUGGCUCUACUGCCUCUUGGGGACUUGCCUCUAUGUCCUCAAGAGCUGCCAGCAGCCGCACCCUCCUGGGACACACCAGUCCUCAAUGAAGGUACCAUCGAGCCCAUGUUACCUCGAAGUCAACUGACCAUUCAGGAGGACCACGGGACGGGCUGGUCCAUGGGGCGACUACUGAGAGAAAAGCUGCACAUGGUGAUUGUGAUUGGCUGUUGUAUUGUCCUACUGUGUCUCAUUCUGGUGAUCCUGGGAGUCGUCGCUUACAGCCGCCACUCUGCCUUCUACUACACCUGUGAAGGACAGUCACUCGAGGCGAAAAAAAUGAAGGCAAAGGAGAUGAAAAAUAACAACAAGCCUAACGGGCAAAGUUCGAGCCGUCCAGACGUGACUAUCGCCACCAUCGACGAACUGACAGACAUCGCCGGCUCACAAGAGUUACUCGAGCCCAAAAUUGACCACACACAAUACUUUGGUUAGGUAAUAGACGCUGAGGGGGGAGUGAUAUUCUACUCAUGUGUACAAACUUGAAAACCAUAAUAAAUGGACUGGAAUGUUUCUCAACCGCCUCGGGGACUGUCGGGAGCUUCAAUGAAAGGUUGUGGCCGAAAAGUUACGGCAUUUCGCAUUCUUCGGAUAUUGCUGAAGUUUUAUUUCGUAAAACUGAGACAAGAAACAAAAUAAGCAACUGUUAGCAACUGGGUGGAUAUCCGUGUGUGUGUGUGUGUGUGUGUGAUUUGGAACUUGCAAAAACAAAAGUGAGAUAUUACUUUCAAUACAUCCGCCCAAUACCCGACUGGGAGAGAACUGGAGCGGGGCGGUGUGUGUGUGUGUGUGUGUGUGUGUGUGUGUGUGUGUGUGUGUGUGUGUGUGAGACAUAACUUUUGAAACUUUUAGAAGGGAAUUCUGGGCUGGAGGGGGAAUUUCCUUCUCGUACAAAAUAGUCCUUUUGAGCCAUUGCCGAGAAAUAAAGACGUGUUUGCUGUUCUGUGUAUGUAUGUGUGUGUGUGUGUGUGUGUGUGUGUGUGUGUGUGUGUGGUAACUUUCAUUUACUUGUUGUAAUCACUGAUGAAGAUCCUGUAGAGUCAUUAUUCAAAGUACCAUGGAAAUAACAUAAAUAAAUAUCUAUGGGUUAAAAAUGUCCAAUUACUUACUACCAUAAAAAUGUCUAACCAGGCGUAAUUGACUAAAAAGGAUUCUGUAUGGUCCCAGAAUAAGUACUGACACAUGUGACUUCAUUCCUCAGUGUAUUUGUUUAUACUGAGAGUUAUAGCAGGUGUAUGAAUCCUCUCUCGACAUUACGUGGGAAGUUAAACCGUAGGUAGAAAAUUGUAAGACCUCGGUGACAAAAAUUACUCGAUAUUCAAGGCUAAUGAGUUGAGUGUUUUUGAGAGAGAGAGAGAGAGAGAGAGAGAGAGAGAGAGAGAAAGAGAUAACUUCAUUUCAAAGGACUAUGUGUAAUUUUCCUCAUAUUUUACUAGACGGAUAAAUAAUAAAUGAUAACAAAACAAAAAUAAAGUAUGGAGAGGAAAUUAUUUCAUUAACACCCAAUACUGACAAAAAGAUUAUCUCGUUUUUCAUCUUUUUCUGUUGUUGCUGUUGUUGUCAUUUCCUUCUCAAAAAAAAAAAUCAGUCAUCACAGAGAUUUCAUUUCCUUGGCCUUUAUUAAUCCCGCCCUCCACCUGCACACACACACACACACACACACACACACACACACACACACACACUUCUAGGAAUAAAUAUCGACAGAGAGAGAGAGAGAGAGAGAGAGAGAGAGGUGGUCUUGGAGGAAGGUCGGAGCAACGAACAUAACUGAGGCUUUUCAAUAACAACCAGAGCCCGGAUAUGAGGUUAUGUGAGAAGCAAGUAACUCUAAUUUGGCGAUAAUAAAUGGGUCAGGUGGAAGACAUAAAAGGUAGAAUAGGUAGGUAGAUAGAUAGGUAGAUGAAGGUAGAUAUUCAGGUGGACUAGUAGAUAAUUAAUUGAAUAGAUGGCGUAGGAACUUGAGAUGGGUGAGUGGUAGAUAGCCAAGUAGUAGAUUAGAGGAAUUUAUAAGUAGAUGGAUAAAUACAGUACACAGAUAAGAGGGAAAAAGUUUGGUUAGUAGAUGAGUUGAAAAGUAGUUAAAAUAAAACGGGAAAAGUUGAUAAAUAAAGUAGAUGUUCAAGUAGAUACAUAAGUGUGUAAAUAAGUAACUGACAUGUGAGUAGAUAAUGAAAGACUUAAACUAUUAACUGAUAAUAAUUAAUCGUCAAAGUUCAUCAAUAAUUCCCACGUCGAUGAUAUAAUUUUUAAUCCAAUUUGUGAACGAACGUAAUUUUCUGUCAGUUAACGAAAAUUAUUUAUUAAAUAAUCACUAAGCUCUCCUUGUAUAUGUUCAAAUAUAAGUUGUAUAAUUUAUAAUAAAAGAAUAAAUGCGUCCAUAAAUAUUUACCAAGUGUAUUUCUGAUAUCGUAAAAUUUUCUUUAGUCAUCCAUGUUAUUUAGAUUCGUUUGCUAUGAUAUUUUUUUUUCAAUAUUUCGACCCCAAAUUUUUUUAGCAUUAACUGUCUAAAUAAAACUCAGUCUUCAACAUGGGUAAAAUACUUAACUAAAGAAAAUGUUACACCUUAUGUCAUUUACAAGUGUUUUUUAGGUAUAUUUCUAGUCAAAAAAAUCGUCUUCAUUUGUCCAUAUACUGUAAGAGAUAUUUUCUUAACGAUAGGUCCAAAAAAAAGGAAGUUUGUAGUCGUGUUAAAUAGGCCAAUUUCAGUGUCAUUUUCCUGUAUUAUGUAGUUACCUAAAACCUAUUAUUAUGACGUAUACUUCCCACCUAUAACUAUGACGUAUACUUCCCACCUAUAACUAUGACGUAUACUUCC